CUUGCGUUCAUUGCCUUGGACCGUUUGACCGUGCCAAACUCUCAAACGGCGGACGUUCUUCACUAUAACUUCUGGUAAUGGUCACUGUUCUCCUCCCAACGUUUCAUCCUCAUUUCUGGCAUCAUCUCCAUCAUUUGCAUUGAGCUUCUAAAAUCAAUAUACCUCACUUCAGCUCCGGAGGGACAUUCAGCCUCGUCACUUCCUCACGUGUAGACAGUGGCACAGUAUUCACCUGCAAUGAGCAACCAUCAUAUUACCAAGACCGACAUCACAAUGUCUGACCAGGUCAAUCUCAGCCCACAAUUCUUCAUCACCCGCCAGAAUGGUGCAUUGGUCCCACUGAUCGCAAUGGACGAACUGCCAAUUCAUGUCCAGAUCCGUGGCGUUCCUCGCAGUAUGACGGCAUUCGACAUCACCGGCAUGACACCUCUUGGACUCGUGGAAGCUCGUCACCAAUACUACGUGGUCGAAUCACUCAACAACACGAACACAACUCCGCGCAAGGCCACUGCCACUGCACAUGCCAUGUCAGAAGCUCCUCUCGAACCAUCAACAGAGAUACCAUCUUUCAUCACGCCAUUCACCAAACCUGCAUCUACCAUCAUACCGAUUGUCAAGUUCCCCAACUCAAUCGAACAAUCAGGCGACUCAACCAGCAUCUCCUCUUUCUCUGAAGAGAGCAAAACCAACACUCCCGCCCAAACCUCCACCAACUCGGGCCCUCACAUUGGCACCAUCCCAGUACCAGCAUGGAGACAACAUGCCACCACCGACAACACCAUCAAUACGAAUACAACGACCCCCACAAAGAUCGACGACAUCAAGCCAGCAACCACCACCGGUCAGCAAUCUGGCGCAGGCAUCCCACUCACCGGGAAAAAGGUCUACUGCUCCUACUGGCUCCGCAAAGGUGAAUGCGACUUCGCCCAGCAAGGCUGCAUCUACAAGCACGAAAUGCCCACCGACCUCGAGACUUUGCUGACCGUCGGCUUCACCGACAUCCCACUCUGGUACCGCCAGCGCUACGGGCUGGGCAGUCUCCUUGUCGAAGGUGGUCGCAACAACCCCAGCUACGGGCUCGGUGAUCGCAACCUUCCUGGUGCUCCAGUCUCUGCUCCUUCCCCUGCACGAAAAUUCCAAGUCGGCGACAACGCCAAGCGCAUGAUCCACAACCAGAUUGGUGGCACCGACUCUCGACACUUCCGCUCUUACUCUCCACGUGGUGGCCGCUACGGCGGCGGCGUGGGUCGUCCGUGCGAAAUGGACCGCCGCGCACAAAUCGAGGCCGAAGAGCAAAAGCGCAAGGAGACCGAAGAAGCCAUUCUCGCCGUGAUCAGAUUGGACGAAGAAGAGGAGAAGCAGCGCCAAGCCCUAGCGAGGAAGUACAAGUGUCUCGCGCCGGAGCGCCGGAGCGUCUUCGUGGGGCAUGAAGACCUGGCGACCGAGACUUUCAGCAAUGGCGAGGAACCCAACGAUCUGAUGGCCAAGAUCAAGAAGAUCGAGCAGAGGGGGUGGGAGGAGGAGCAGGCGGAGCGGAAGAGGUUGGCGGAGAUGGCUGAGAAGGAGAGAAGUGUCGUCGCAAGUGGAGUUGGCAAGGGCGACAGCAAGAAGGAUGGAGCAAGUGGAGGUGGAAGUAAGAAGGGCGGAGACGGGAAGGGGAAGAAGAGUGGUGGCGGCAAGAGAAAGGGUGGUCAGGGGAAGGGUGGGAAGAAGUAGGGGCAUGGACUGGUUGGUAGCGACGGGUGGGAGUGACUGGCAGAGGGAGCAUCUCGUGACGGAGUGCGGAACAGCGACACGUAUGGUCAUGACCAGGCUACAGCGACGAGAACGCAUUUGCCCAAAGGUGUUGUGGUGAGCUAGGUUUUCAAUGAAU
Exophiala xenobiotica is the source of this 1873-nucleotide messenger RNA. RefSeq lists its product as uncharacterized. NCBI's taxonomy places the organism in Eukaryota, Fungi, Ascomycota, Eurotiomycetes, Chaetothyriales, Herpotrichiellaceae. Gene Ontology annotation, molecular function: metal ion binding. The transcript has 2 exons. The record is from RefSeq and is a predicted model, not a curated record. The coding region runs from base 238 to 1716 and encodes 492 amino acids.